This is a messenger RNA of Siniperca chuatsi (mandarin fish), 4272 nucleotides long. RefSeq lists its product as uncharacterized. The record is from RefSeq and is a predicted model, not a curated record. Bases 140 to 2104 code for a protein of 654 amino acids. Lineage: Eukaryota; Metazoa; Chordata; Actinopteri; Centrarchiformes; Sinipercidae. The transcript has 18 exons. Gene Ontology annotation, molecular function: protein binding; RNA binding.
GCAACAUAAGACCCACUGUUCUAACGCGGAAAGAAGAAAACGCUAAUCGCAGUACUGUAAAAUUUGACUGCAACAAGAUAGUCACAGAUAACGUUAACCAUAGUCGCGGAACACCAGUAUAAAGAAAUAAGCUAACACCAUGCCAAGAAAGAAAGACAUUGUUAAAGGUGGCGCUCCAAUAGCUAGAAUUCGAGAAAGCUCGAGACUUAUGCGCACACACGAAUCUAUGGUAGAUUUCAUAAAUGGACGUCAUCCUCCGAGCUCUAUCCUGGAUGUGUUUGCCUCUGGCCUAUUAGGUUUAGAUUUUUUAAGAACCUUUGACGGAGACCUGGAUGACGACCUCAUAUAUUCUGAUGACGACGAUGAUGAUGAUUAUGAUCACUUCUAUCCACACAGUGCUGCUCACAGGCCUUUAGAACCACAUCCACGAAUUAGACAACUCACUGAUGAGGAGGCUGAUAAACAUGCAAAGGAAUUGAUAAAAGAAGAGGAACGGCGUAAGGAGAAAACUGAGAAGAACAAGCGUAAGAAAUUGCGUAAAAAAGAAAAGAAACGACUCGAAAAGGAGAAUGCAGUUAAAGACAUUUUACCUGAAGAAGAACAAGGGAAGUCGGACUCCUCAGAAAAUCAGGAAGAAAAUCCUGUUAUUGAAAGUAAUGCAGAAGCAAGUAAAUCUUCUGAAUCUGGUAAAACACACAAUGCAACUGAGGCAAUCGGAUGUGAUGAAAGCAGUGGUAAUAAUAAAGAAGAAAAUCUUGUGAAGAUGAAAGAGAAUAAGGAGCAAAAGGAUUUGGAUUUAAAUAAUUCAUAUGCUUCUACGGCAAAAUCGGUGCCUGAGGAGACGUGUAACCAGAGGCCUGCAAAAGAAAGAAAAAAGAACAAAACAAAUUUUUUGGAAGUUCAGCAAUCCAAGGAGGAAAAGCCUAAAGUUGUGGAGAAACCUGAAGUUCAAAAGAAGAAGGAAGAGAAACGUGAACCCAAUAAAGAGAAAACAAUGGAUCCCACUGCAGAAGAGUUUGCAAAAAGAAGUAGAGAGCUUGCUGGUACUGGAAAUCGUUUGGCUGCCUCUGGACAGUACGAAGUGGCAGUGAAAUGCUUUACUGAUGCCAUAAAAUACAACCCAAAGGAAUUUAAGUUAUUUGGAAAUCGGUCCCUCUGUUAUGAAAGAAUGCAGCAGUAUGAAAACGCUCUCAGGGAUGCUGACGUAGCACUCUCCAUGGAGCCAAACUGGAUAAAAGGUUUAUUUAGGAAAGGAAAAGCUCUCUGUGGGCUCAAGAGAUACUAUGAGGCCUCGCUGAUCUAUAAGGAGGUGUUGAAGCUGGAAAGUUCGAGCGCUGAAGCCACACAAGAGCUGAAACGAGCACAGACAUUGCACCUCAUGGAAAUGGGAUUCACCUGGGCACAGAGCUCUGAGGCCUUGAAAACACAUGCCACGUUGGAGGAAGCUGUUGAAGCCCUGUUUGGUGUUGACAGUAAACCAGGUCCUGGAGAUGCCAGUGCCAGUAGGGACAAUACAGACCAACCAGUGGUGCAGCAGGAAGACGACGAUGAGGGAGAGUGGAUUGUCCUACAACCAAGCCGUCCUAGAAUGCAGCAGGUCAAAGAGUGUGAUGCUUUUGGCCAAAGCAGAUCGAAAUCUCAGUCACCAACCCCUCAUUCAAGGAAUUCUAUGAAACCGGAGCUUUUCCCCAUCUGGGUUGGAUCCUUGGCCCCUGCUGUCACCUACACAACACUCCACGAGCUCUUCAGCAGAGCUGGGACAGUCUACAGCAUCAAGAUGCUGCUGGAACAGCAGUGUGCCUUUGUGAACUACACCAAAAAGGAAGACUGUGACAGAGCCAUCCAGUGUAUUAAUGGAAUGGUGGUAGAGGGGGCUCCACUGUCAGUGCGAUAUCCCAAUAAAAUCCACACUGGACUGGGUAUGUCCAAAUCUGCCGCCACGGACUCCUUUUCACGCCCUGGCCCGUUCAAGAAGGAGUGCUUUUUCUGGAGGACCACAGGCUGCACGAGGCAGGACUGCACCUACAAACAUCUCCCAGAGCACAAAAACAUUGACAAGGACAAAUUCACCAGUAGACUGGGAAAUCUAGGAAUUCAAAAAUGACAAGCAUGCAUUGUUUCCUUUGACAUUUAACACAGCAAUGGUGCCAAACUGUGCUGCUUUUAGUAGUUUUGGUUCUUGUGAAGUUUGGCCUCAAAAAAGAAUCAUUGUGUUUGGAUUUGUCAUUCUGUUGCAAUUUUGAAAAUGUUUGCACCAUGAUGGCCCACCAUUGUACGAAUACAAAGGACACGCCAAACUACGUUAUACUACUGUAUUAUAGUAAUAAUUCAUGUGCAUCAAGCUUUGAGCAUUCCUUUGCAAUAGGAUUUUGUCAGGGAUUAUUUGUGAUUAUCUAAUCUGUUUAAAGAUUGUGUUAAAACAUUUGAUUUUUUACUUUGUUGCAUUAUUUUAACAGAUUUUUCUGUUGAUUUUCAGUCCACACUAGGUGGCACUGUUACCUUUAUCCCUUAACUUUGGGGCUAUAAACCGUUCUGCUUUCAUUUUAAAGGCUGUGAUUGAUGAGUAGUAAUGCUAUCGGCACAUUUAAUGUGCCAUGUUUAACUUUGAAACUGUGCUCUGUAAUUAGAUUGUUGGGGAAUUCUUUAAUAUGCAGCGUGACUGGUUCAGAAGUUAUAUACAUUAUGUAUACAUUUUGUAAUGCCAUGUCUGUUGGAGAAUCUGUUUAAGUGUAGUGAUGUUUGGACAUAAACUGUCAUUCAAUAAGUGCCUUUUAGUAGCACUGUGGCUGCAGUUUAUCAUGGGUCAGCCCAGAGGGAAUUAAAGCCUCAAUUUUGAGAGUGUUAAUGUCAUGCACAUUAAUAUAUACAGUACAAGACCAAAGACUUGGUAUAGGUGGAAUAGUAUAGAUGGGCCUGGAUGUGACGAAGAAUAGUAAAAUCAGACUCAUGAUAAACUGCAUAAGGCUAAAGCACGAUUUGUGAGGAUGAUUAUUCAAGCCUCAGCAUGUUACUCUGUGUAACUUGGGGUAUCACUAUAAGAUCAGAGGAAGCUGUGAUUUGAGGAUGAGGCCUAGUGGUUUUUCGCUGUCCCAUCGCUAAAACAUCACCAGAUAAAUCCCGGCAGCAGUUGUGUAUCCUGUUGCAGUGUCCUUGAGUGAGAAGCCCUCUGCGGUCGUCUUAGGCCAGCCUGAAUUAAGAGUAGAGUGCCACUUAAAUGCCUGUAAAGUAACUCUUGUCCCUGAGAUUUUAUCUAAAGCGAGGUUCUUCUAAGCUGAAAAUACCUCACUUCAAUCUGCCUGACUGUGUCUCCUCGCUGUUAAUGUGGGUGGGAUUUGUAUAGAUCCCCCCCCCCCCCUCUUUUUGCUCGUUUGUUAUUUGACUCAAGCAGUUCAAGGUCACUUCUGUGACUCCUGUUACGCAAUGUGCGGGGUGUGAAUUACAAAACCUUCCCAAAGACCUGAAUAAUUACCUAAAAAUGAGGUUGGAGCAGUGAAAAGAGUUGAGGCUUUUAGCUGUGAAAAGUGCUUAGUCUUGACCUUACAGACAGAGCAGCUGUACUUGUGGGCAUUAAUUGGCUGAUGGUGGCAUACCUCACAAAGCCCUUUUGAUCUGUGUGAGAUUUGAGAGCAUGAAAGGCCUGUAAUACUAAUAACAUGAACUCUGGUUGAACCCAUAGGCAGCACUGGGACAUUGCAAAAUGGGUCUAUAUUUAAUCUUAUUGGUCUACUUGGCUUUGACCUGCUUAGAAACCUGUUCAAAUGCAGAUAAAGACUGAUAAGAGGCUAAGGUUCACAAACCGGCUGGAAUCAACAUCCUGCCACUCCGGGCCCGCACAGAGCCAAUCCCUUACUUAACUAAAGCAAACACCAGGAAGAUUAAGUGCAUCUUGCUAAGAGGCUGUGUGGUUUGUAGAACUUUUAACAGAUUUCUCUUUCCCUCCCUCCCAAUAGGAAGAAAAGGGAACAAGAAAACACAGCAGACAUGACAUGUUGCUCUCCCACUCUUUGCUUUGUGAUAUAUGGCUAUGCAGCAAAAAUCCUCCUCACUCCCCCUCAAGAGACGUUUUGAGUUGGAUUAAUUGAAUGCAUUGCUUUUAGCGCAGGGAUACAUAAACUAAUUCUUAUUCUAAUUCUGUGGUUUUUCCUCUGCUGGUAAAUAAACUAUUGAUGUGACACAAGGGAGAAGCUGACUCGAGCUGUAAAUCAACAGUCUGAUUUGUUUCUUAGGAAGCCAAAAUAAAUGCUCCACUGCAGCUUUGCAGCCGCUCAGCUU